GUGCUGAAGUGCGCUGGACUUGAGGCUUGAACCCCGUGUUUUCUGGAAACGUCCACAGCAGCUUCUGCUGUGCGGUGGAAUGAAGUCAUCAGCAGCCUGCAAAGUGUGUUAUUUUAUGAUGUCUGAACACACGGAGCGAAAUACAGCAGCGAUUGCGGCUUUUCUCUGCGGAUCUUUGCUAUUGUUCUGUGUUUUAUAGCAGUGCUCGGGCAUCGCAGUGCUCCGCUCUGCCAAUAAAAUGUGAACCCGACAAAGAGAGAGAGAGAGGCAGAGAGGGGAGCGGGGUGGGCUGUACCUCGCAGUGAGGGAGUGCCAUCGUGGGAGCGGUUUGCUCCUUCACAUCAGACCUCUGCUAUCCCUCCAAGCCGGAGGACCGAGGAGGAGCCGCCGUCCUGCGUUGCUCUCUGCGGACUCACGGAUAAUAGCGCACUACAGCUGAGAAAAUGGUUUUGCUGCUGCCGAUGGUUACCCUUUACACGCUGAGCGUCUUUAGCGGAGCAUCCGCCGCCACUCACUAUAAUUGUAACGGCCCUCUGGUAUCGGCGCUGCCCCAUUCAUCCUUUCAGAGCUCCUCUGAGUCCUCCGUCAGCUAUGCUGCCUACAACACCAAGCUCAACAGAAGAGAUGGUGCAGGAGGUUGGUCUCCAAUGGUAACUGACCAAGAGCCCUGGCUCCAGGUGGACCUCAGGGAGCAGAUGGAGGUGACUGCUGUAGCCACACAGGGACGCUAUGACAGCUGGGACUGGGUCAGCAGUUACCUGCUGCUCUACAGUGACACAGGCCGGGCUUGGAAACAGUACAGACAUGAGGAUGGCGUAGGGAGGUUUGUCGGGAACGGGAACUCGGAGAGCGUCGUUCAGAACAAGCUGUUCCACCCUGUGAGGACACGCUUCCUGCGAUUCGUCCCUCUUGACUGGAACCCCAGUGGCUGGAUGGGCCUCAGGGUGGAGGUGUACGGGUGCUCCUACAAGUCAUACGUGGCAGACUUUGAUGGCAGAAGCUCAUUGCUGUAUCGGUUCAACCAGAAGUCCAUGUCGACGGUCAAGGACGUGAUUUCUCUGCGCUUCAAAAGCCAUCAGGCCGAGGGCGUAUUGCUGCAUGGAGAGGGGCAGAGAGGAGAUUACAUCACCCUAGAACUUCACAGAGGAAGACUGGACCUCUACCUCAACCUAGAUGAUAGCAGAGCGAGGUUCAGCAGCCAUCGUGUUCCUGUCACUGUGGGCAGUCUGCUGGAUGACCAGCACUGGCACUCGGUUCAUAUAGAGCGCUUCAACAAGCAGGUUAACCUCACAGUGGACUCCUACACACAGCGCUUCCAAACCAAAGGGGAAGGACACUCACUGGAGGUGGACUACGAGCUGAGCUUUGGAGGGAUCCCGUUGCCGGGUAAGCCUGGCACCUUUCUGAGGAAGAACUUCAAUGGUUGCAUGGAAAACCUCUACUACAACGGGAUCAAUGUCAUAGAUCUGGCAAAGAGACGCAAGCCGCAGAUACACAGCGUGGGCAAUGUGACCUUCUCGUGUUCGCAGCCCCAGCUGGUGGCUUGCACCUUUGUGAGCUCCAGCAGCAGCUUCCUGUCGCUCCCAUCAGCAUCGCCUGCUGUGGGGGGUUUCUUCAUUCGCUUCCAGUUCAGGACGUGGAACCCGGAGGGGUUGCUGCUCUCCGUCCAACUCAACCCAGAUCCACAGCAACUGAGGCUGCAGAUCAGCAACAGCUGGCUACGCCUGACCCUCCACAGCUCGGGACGACAGAAAUCAGAGGUCUCAGCCGGCAGGAGAGUCAGCGAUGGGCUGUGGCACUCUGUGAGCCUCGACGCCAGGAACCUACAGAUCACUCUGACUGUGGAUAACGAGCCCUCCUCCACUAUUGAACUUUGGGAACAAGUGCAAUCCAGAGGCAGCUUUUACUUUGGAGGCUGUCCUGCAACUGCUCCAGACUGCCAGGGCUUUGCUCCGGCGUUCCAGGGUUGUAUGCAGCUCAUAUUCAUCAACAGCCAGCUGAUGAAUCUCAGUCAUGUACAGCAAGGACUGCUGGGGAAUUAUAACGAGCUUCAGUUCGACACGUGCAAUAUAAAAGACAGAUGCCUUCCUAACCUGUGUGAGCACGGAGCGCGCUGUUCUCAGAUGUGGAGCUCUUUCUCCUGUGACUGCUCGGGGACGGGUUAUGCUGGAGCGACAUGUCACAACUCCAUUUACGAGUCUUCCUGUGAGGCCUACAAGCUGAGUGGCAGCUCAUCGGGCUUCUACUUCAUUGAUCCAGAUGGGAGUGGUCCUUUGGGGCCCACACAGGUAUACUGCAACAUGACAGAGAAGAAGGUGUGGACCGUGCUGUCCCACAACAGCACAGCUCCGGUCACAGUUCAGACCUCAUCCCUUCAGAAACCUCACGUCAUGAUCUUCAACUACAGCGCUUCGGCCGAACAACUACGUGCCAUCGUAUCUGGGUCGGAACAGUGCCAACAGGAAGUGGUUUACAACUGCAGGAAGUCCCGUCUUUUUAACACAAAAGAUGGCAGUCCGCUUUCGUGGUGGCUGGACCGGGAAGGAGAAAAGAGGAGCUACUGGGGAGGCUUCCUGCCUGGAGUUCAGCAGUGCUCCUGCAGCCUGGAGGAGAACUGCAUUGACAUGAACUACUUCUGCAACUGUGAUGCUGACACAGACACAUGGGCUAAUGACACAGGAGUCCUCUCCUACAAAGACCACCUACCAGUGAGCCAGAUAGUGAUCGGAGACACCGACAGAAUGGGCUCGCAGGCUGUCUACCACAUCGGCCCUCUGCGUUGUUAUGGAGACAGGUCGAUAUGGAACGCAGCCUCUUUCUACCAGGAGUCGUCGUACCUGUACUUCCCCACCCUACAGGCAGAGCUGGCGUCUGACAUCUCCUUUUACUUCAAGACCAGCGCUCCUUCUGGAGUGUUCCUGGAGAACCAGGGCCUCAAGGACUUCAUCAGAGUCGAGCUUAGCUCUCCCUCAGUGGUGACUUUCUCCUUCGACGUGGGAAACGGUCCGGCGGUCCUGUCCGUGAAGUCCCACGUCCCUCUGAAUGACAGGCAGUGGCACUACGUGAGGGCGGAGCGCAACGCCAAGGAGGCCUCCGUGCAGGUCGACCAGCUCCCCCUCCGCUUCCUAGAGGCUCCGGCUGACGGACACCUCCGCUUACGGCUCAGCAGCCAGCUGUUCGUAGGAGGAACAGCGUCCCAGCAGAGAGGCUUCCUGGGCUGCAUCAGGUCUCUGACCGUCAAUGGUGUCAGCUUCGAUCUGGAGGAGAGGGCCAAGAUGACGCCGGGAGUGAGCGCCGGCUGUCCCGGCUACUGCACCGGAUCCAGCAGCCUCUGCCACAACCGAGGGAGGUGCGUGGAGAAAAGCAACGGCUACAUCUGUGACUGCUCACAGUCUGCCUACGGAGGAACCACCUGCAACCAAGAGGUGUCUGUGUCCUUCGACAGAGAGUCCUCCGUCACCUACACCUUCCAGGAGCCCUUCUCAGUGAUGCAGAACAGAAGCUCUCAGGCCUCCACCUCCUCCACGGACAGCAGAGCCAGAGAGGACGUGGCCUUGAGCUUCGUCACCUCCCAGAGACCAGCCAUGCUGCUCACUGUCAGCACCUUCAGCCAGCAGUACAUCGCUGUCAUCCUGGCCACAAAUGGGAGUGUGCAGAUCUGGUAUCACCUGCAGACAGGCAAGAAACCGGACGUCUUCACUCCCACCCCGAGUAAUCUGGCAGACGGACGUCUUCAUCGAAUCAGAAUCCACCGAGUCGGCAAAAACCUCUAUGUACAGAUCAACCAGGACAUCCACAGAAAGUACACACUGUCAUCUGACGCAGAGCUGAUCCUCAUACGAUCGCUGACGUUAGGCAAAGUCACCAGAAUGGAGAAUUUUGAUGAGGAAGUGAUACAAGGAGCUUCUAAAGGUUUCAUUGGCUGCCUCUCCUCAGUCCAGUUUAAUCAUGUCGCACCACUGAAGGUAGCGCUGACCAAUCGCGGGAGCUCAUUGGUCACCGUCCGUGGCCCGCUGGUCCAAUCAAAUUGUGGCGCGCUAGCCGAGUCACAUACUCUGCAAGAUCAGGCUGUAAAUGCAAAUAAAGACAAAGAGCAGCGUGCCGGCAGCACCCAGAAGGAUUUGGCUGUAAUAGCAGGUGUGGUCACUGCAGUGGUCUUCAUAACCGUGUGCGCACUGGCUGUGGUGAUCCGCCUGGUGUACCAGCAGCGGCGGGCCCAGAGGAGCAGCGGCAGCAUCAAAGAGGAGCACAGACACAGCAUGUACACAGACUACAGGACUGAGCUGCACCUCCACAACCCAGUCAGAGACAGCGUGAAGGAAUACUACAUCUGACUGCAGCGUGCAGCCGAUGUCACAAACUUACCUCUUUCUUCUAAAGGACUCACAGGUGGACGUGCUGCCGCAGGAUUUCUUACAACACUGCAUAUCUCCGCCCUGGAAGUUCCCCAGGGACUCUGCAAAAGUCAGCAGACUCCACUCUCAAUGCUCCUGUAAAAGCAAGCGGCUGAAUCUUUGCAGCUCGUAGUGUAUUUGAUGUUGGUGAAAUUGUCAGAAUCAAGCUGCCGUGGUUUCCGUCAUUGCGAAAUGUGUAAAGCAAAAGUCGAUCGUUCCCAGGGGUGAACGCGGGGGCGUGGACGAGCGCGGCGAGCGCAGAAGCCGCCGACCGUCCUGAAUGUGCACAACAAUAUUUCCACAUUUCUGUGGGACUCACUAAAUUGUAUUUGUUAGUCAGGAAAUGUAGGCAAGGCCUGUAAGAUAUGCAUCCAUCCGCUGCUCUCUAUUUGUGUUUCCACUGGGGGUGAAUGUCGCAGCAAAGGGACAACACUGCCGACACUGUGUGAGUGCCUGAUUUGCAUAUCUGUUUGGAUUUGAGUUCUUGGUGUGACCCUCACAGACGCAGGCACAUGUCCCCACAAAAGAGCUUAUUGUCAUUCGCUGAAGAAAAUGGGAAUUUCAUAGAAUUUCAUCGUCUCUAGAGCGCAGCCGUUGGCGAGGGGUGACCAUCGCUAACAUUUCUUUCAACAGGCUGUUUACCACGGCGCGGUUGAUAGCAGCGUGCAAACUGACAGAUGGAACAGGCCCAUAGAUUCUUUGUUGAUGUGCAGCGAGGGCCUCAUUUAUCAACGUCUGCAGGAAGAAAAUAAUAAUAAUGACGACCAUGAUAAUAAAAACUGAUAGCGUGGCCACAGCACAGUGUUCAGCACAUCAUGAAGUUACCCUCAGCACUUAGACGGGGGUCCACACACCCACAUAUUUGAGGUUUCUGGGUGGGAGAAGUGACCACAAUAACCCCUGUUUGUGUUGUCAUCAUUCCCAGAUUCAUGUCACAAAGGUGUGACCAGCGUGUGAGGCUGCCGUGCUCACAGACGACCUCACACAGACGUGUCACAUAUGAUAGCCCAGCAAUCAGUCACACUGUAAAGCCCUGUUUUAUUCUCUGUUUGACUCAACGAGGACCAGCCCCUGCUGGCCAACGGGACCAGUGAACAUCUCGUCACAGUCUUUUCUAUAAACCUGGCCACAGCAUGGCCACACCAAGUGUUAUGUGGAUAAAUGAACAUCGGUGGAAUUUGAAUCUGACGUCGCUACUUUCAUGUGACAACAACAAAACGUACAAACGUGAUAUUAACGAGGAGAAAAAUGUCAGCUGAUAAAUGAGGCCCUGACUCAGUAAGUGUCAACAGCGAGUGUUGCAGGUGUUUCUGUUCAUAAUGAAGGAGAUGCAAUAUGUAAAAAAGGUGUGAAUUGUGUCAUAAAGUAGCAGAAAUAAGAAAAUAACUGAGAGAAAUGUAUUAUUUAUAGCAGUUAUUUAUGCCAAGACUAAAGGGUGUAAUCAUCAAGCAGAGGGUCCACGUGAAACACCACAGGCAGCCAGAAGCAGCAGUUACAGCCUCCAACCCUGCAGCUUGUGUUCAGUAACAUACAGACAGCAGUUUGCUUCAUACGACAGGUUUUGGGUUCACAGAAGUCACAGUAACGAGGUUAGAAUCACAGCAGCACGUUUGCGAGGUUUCGUGGAGGAGAACGUCCGAAUUUUGCUGGCAAAUGUCUGGGAACUGUUUCAUAGAGCAUUCGCUUGUGGAGCACCAAAGCCGUAGAGCAGAAGUUUAAUCUGGCUUGUAUUUUAGAGCACUAACCGGCGGUGCUUAGAGCUUUUUGCAUAAAAGAAGACGGCCAAUAUCAUACCGGAUGGAAUGAAUUUAUUUUCAGAUUUAGUGGGAGUGCAGUGGUUUCUGUCUCAAAUGGACGUGACGAAAGCAAAUUAAAGGACGGAUGGAAAUGGAGACUACUUUGCUUUUUUAGAUCCUUGCUUCUAGUGGGCACGAAGGUGAUGCCAGAGAAAACAAAUUACGUUGUCUAAAUUUCAAAAGCAGCCUUUUGAGCCCAGUUCUGCAUUAUCAUACUGAUCUCAUUAUCCUGGGCUCAGCUGCUCUCUGGCUGCAUUCCUGUCUUUGUCACCAUCAGUUAUGCUUUGAACUUAACGGGCUAAACGUAAAGGUUAAGUCCAAAGAAAAGCUGACAGAAACACGGCCAUUUAUUUAGCAUCUUGUCAUGAACUCAAGUGUUCAUUCUCCUGGGAUCUGAAUGUCAGAAUAAAAUGUUUAAAAAACAAAGCAGUGAGAUUUCCCUCACGUAGAAAUGUUUGGACCGGUGCACUGAUGCGUACAAAGACUGGAGCUCCAGCUGAGGAAGGACAGCGGUGUGGCUGAGCCCGUGUACCCUCUCUGUGCAUGUCCUCCAAAUACGCCUGAAGAUGAUCCCCAUAUUUGUGAAUGAAUACAUACCUCUGAGAGUUUCAGUUACACUGCAAUGGGUAAUAUCAUGUGCUCACUUCUUAAUGAUUUGUAUAGCUGCGGUUUUAUUAAGAAUCUAUUGUAUAGAUGUAUAAUUUAAUAAUAAAAGUCAAUAUAUUGCUA
Messenger RNA from Haplochromis burtoni (Burton's mouthbrooder), 6919 nucleotides. It is a transcript of the gene cntnap5a, whose product is annotated as contactin associated protein family member 5a. Lineage: Eukaryota; Metazoa; Chordata; Actinopteri; Cichliformes; Cichlidae. Bases 444 to 4334 code for a protein of 1296 amino acids. The record is from RefSeq and is a predicted model, not a curated record. The transcript is spliced from 24 exons.